GAAGAGAAAGUAAUACCCAUGCUAGAACAGUUCAAUCCUGUUUUUCAUCCAUAUAUACUGGAUGUUGUCGAUGUUGUGGCGGACGGUCAUUGUGGAUAUAGAUGCAUUGCUGCAUUGUUGGGUAUGGGUGAGGAGUCGUGGCCUCUAAUCAGACAUGAUCUAUACAAAGAACUUAGCCAAUGGCGAGAUGAAUAUGCAACGUUAGUUGGAGGCUAUGAUCGUCUAGAAGAACUGAGAAAGUCUUUGCUAGUUCAAUCACCAUCAGGGGCUAAUCGAGACAAGUGGAUGACUAUACCAGACAUGGGGUAUGCGAUUGCUAAUCGGUAUAAUGUAAUCCUCGUGUGCUUGUCAUCAGUUCAGAAUUUGACUAUAUUCCCACUUCGUACAUCCCCACCUACUUCGCAAAGUCAACAUCGACUAAUUUGUAUCGGACAUGUUUACAAUUCUCAUUUUGUUCAGGUUCGUCUACAAGAAGGCUGUCCAUUACCGACAGUGGAUAUCAUAUCAUCUAGCAAUUGUUACCCAAAGGCAAAAGGGUGGGCAUCAUUUUAUAGAGAUAGGAUGCAAGCAUUCCUAGAUUUACACAUAGUGGAUCGUAGUUAUGUAGAUCUCAUGGAAGACUGAUAUUUGUUGAUUGUAUUUAAGUAUUUCACUGUUGUAGUUUGUAAUUAUUUUACCAAUAUAUAAAAUUCUAACUCCUUUGGCCAAGGGACGGAUAUAUUUUGGCCUCA
This is a messenger RNA of Vigna unguiculata (cowpea), 731 nucleotides long. RefSeq lists its product as uncharacterized. NCBI's taxonomy places the organism in Eukaryota, Viridiplantae, Streptophyta, Magnoliopsida, Fabales, Fabaceae. The record is from RefSeq and is a predicted model, not a curated record.